AUGAGCUGUGUUACUGUCAACACGGCACCAGCCAUUCGAGUGGAGAUCUUUCAAGCUUCCAAUCGACCUGCCACGGCCUCCCGCCAAAAUAUGGAUCCAAUGGCGGUGCUCCAAGUCCCAUUCCAAGAAUCCAUGACACUUCUGAGUCUCUUGCAGGAAACCCGUCGAGGACUGUGUCAAAGUGAGCGGAAUAUUUUUGUGGACAACGAGUUUUCCGUCCCCGUCACGGUCGACAGCAUCCUUGCCGUGGACUCUAUGGAAGAAGAGCAAGGCAAACGUGGCAUUCGAGAUGGCGACACCGUAGUCUUGGUACCGUCCUGUCGUCAAGGUGGUUUCCAUCUGGCUUGUCUGCCAGAAAACGUGGAAGAGAAGAGCGAGAAAAUAUUUGACAAGCUGUCCUCGCAAUUGGGAUCUUACCAUUUGCGAACUGGCGUGACACUCCAUUCCAAGCCGGCAAUUUCCGCUAUUCAAAUAGAACAUCGUGGCACUGAAUACACAUUUUUCCUUCCCGGAAAUGGUGAACGCAAGCAGGUAGAAGACUUGGAAAACCACGUCACCCUUCCCGACUUUAAAAUAAGGACUUUCCUGUAUAAGGUUCAGGAAGCAGUUCCUCUGGUGAAAAAGGAAACAGUAAUAAUUCGUCUCAACUCUCCCAACUCGACCAUCCGCUCUCCCGCUUUUUUGGACUUUGGCAACCUCAAAAGUAAAGAUGCUUCUCUCCACGAUUUGAAUCUUCCAGGUCCACUCUUGAAGGGCCAAGUAGAGAUGAAGAAGACCUUGCAAAUCUUUGUGACGAAUUUUAAAGGGGGGAUCGGCACCUACAGAGUCAAUCACACUGACAGCAUAGAUGUCCUCAAAAAAAGAGUCUACGAGAAGGAAAAGAUUCCACCCGACCAGCAACGUUUAAUAUUUGCGGGCAAGCAACUUGAGGAUGGGCGGCUCUUGUGCGAGUACAACAUUCAAGAUGAAUGUACUAUUCACCUUACAGUGCGACUUCGAGGCGGCAUGUAUGAUGUCUCCUCGGGUCGUGUGGACAAUGAAACCUUGCAAGAACAGCCACAAAGCAAGAAGCCUUCCGUGGAGACCAAAUUGCUCUUGCCAGAUGGCAGCUUGGAACGCAUCCGAGUUGACCCUCGGUGCACUACCGCCAAGCUCACGUCUUUGCUUGCCCGUAAGUUUGGGGCUCUUUUCUGUGACAAGGCCAAUCCCGUCAUGGACGUGGAAGAUGGCAACAACGGCAAAUAUUUCGGAACUGGCGGAGACAAGUCCAACAAGUCAUUGCUUGCUUUGAAACAGAAAGCAUCUGGAAAGGGAAUCAUCCAAAAGGAAAAUGCUGUGGAGCGGCUCCAAUCUCGGCUUGAUGAGGGGCUUAUGAUUCGUCCCCGAAAAAAGGUCAAGCGGGAACCGUUCAUGUAA
Messenger RNA from Seminavis robusta, 1416 nucleotides. Lineage: Eukaryota; Bacillariophyta; Bacillariophyceae; Naviculales; Naviculaceae. The record is from the annotation of a GenBank genome assembly.